AAAAAAUCCGGAUGCGCCCCUGGUAGCAGGAGCGGCAGGCUGCUAUUCCUGGACCUGAGUGUGUUUUUCCAGUCGCACAGAGGAGAGCGGGCUGAGAAUGUCCUCGUGUGAGGCUCGUUCAUUUCCCGCGUUACAAAUACUAAAAGUGGAUACAUUGCACACAACGCUGGGCUCGAGUUCAUCAGGCUCCAGAUAAACAUGUCCUCAUCGUAUGCUGCUACGAUAGCAGCGCUGAUUACAACAAACUCUUUUAAUCCACCCAUCAAAACCAGGACCCACGCCACUUCUAACACAGCACGGACUCGUAAGCCUAGCCAGGACCACCGCUGCCCUCAAACUGUACAGAGGAAUGCUGUUUCACCUGAGCCUCAGGGAUUUUACGAUGAGCAACAGGAGAAUCCUGCUGACUAUUGCAUAGGUGGUUACUACCCUGUAGAGAUUGGAGACAUUUUUGUUGACCGUUACCAAGUUGUUAAAAAGUUGGGAUGGGGUCAUUUCUCUACUGUGUGGCUCUGCUGGGAUAUGGUGAAAGGGCAAUUUGUGGCUCUGAAGGUGGUGAAGAGUGCUCAAACAUUCACAGAGACGGCACUGGAUGAGAUCAAACUUCUGAAAUGCGUAAGAGACAGCGACCCCAAAGAUCCUAAACGAGACAGCAUAGUCCAGCUCAUUGAUGACUUCAGGGUGACUGGAGUGAAUGGAGAGCAUGUGUGCAUGGUUCUGGAGGUUCUUGGGCACCAGCUGCUGAGGUGGAUCAUCAAAUCGAACUACACAGGCCUCCCUCUUCCCUGCGUUAAGAGCAUCCUCAGACAGGUUCUUCAGGGUUUAGAUUACUUGCACACUAAAUGCAAGAUCAUUCACACAGACAUCAAGCCAGAAAACAUCCUUCUGAGAGUAGAUGAGGUUUAUGUUCAAAAGCUCGCGGCCGACACCAAGCUGUGGCAGAUGCCCAGGUCUCCUGUAUUCACCAGCACCUCAGUGAACACAGUUUCCAGAGAAAAACAGAGUGCGCCCAAGUUACUCGGAAAGCUGACUGGGGUUUUCCACACUCUUGGGGAGUGGUCCAGCAGGAUUUCCAGAAGUCCAAUUAAGCGACUGACGAGGAAAGACAGAAGCCGACGAGGCAAGCCUGAUGUGUCCGUUUCUGUCGGUGCUACCUCUAGCACCCAUGGCUCCACUUGUCACUCUAAGCUAACAGGUUCUAACAUCACUGUAAGAAGACAGACUCUGCUGUUGGAAGACAGAUUGAAUUUAGCUGCACACAGCCUCAGAGACUCCUUCUGCUCGUGUCCAGACCUCAGCACAGAUGCUGCUGUCUCUGGAUCCAGAUCAUUGUUAUUACAUCAGACUGCAGACAGAGAUUCUCUGCUACCUUCACCAUCAUGUCCACAAGGCACCAGUGACUCAGAUGUUAUUCUGGACCUACUGAAGCCUCACAAUGCUGACAAAAUCCUCAUCAAGAUUGCUGAUCUAGGCAAUGCCUGCUGGGUGCACAAACACUUUACCGAAGACAUCCAGACGUGUCAGUAUCGUUCUGUGGAGGUCCUGAUUGGUGCUGACUAUGGCACACCUGCUGACAUCUGGAGCACUGCCUGCAUGGCUUUUGAAUUGGCCACAGGGGACUAUUUGUUCGACCCACAGUCAGGAGCCACAUUUUCCCGCGAGGAAGAUCACAUUGCCCACAUCAUUGAGCUACUAGGACCUCUUCCAUCACAGUUUGCCCUCUCAGGGAGAAAUUCUAAACGAUAUUUCAACUCUAAGGGACAUCUGCGACACAUCUCAAAGCUGAAACCAUGGGGCCUGUUUGAGAUCUUGCUGGACAAAUAUGAGUGGCCACGGGAGGAAGCUUUACAGUUUAGUUCCUUUCUCUUGACAAUGUUGGAACUGCUGCCAGAGAAAAGAGCCACAGCUGCCCAGUGUCUAACUCACCCCUGGAUUGCCUUCUAGACACACUGGCUUUGUGACAUUUAGAGCCCAGUGAACUAUCUCUGGGAUUUGGUCAGCGGUGGGUGUAGCCUGGUGCUGGCAUCAUGAGCACAGCUUUUGAUAAUGUUUAUUAGCCUGACUUGGGUUGUUUUGGUCUUUUGUUAGCUGUCUAAGUUAGGCAAUGACCAAAGUACAAUUUUGUCCUACAAGAAAAGUGCCUCAAACCAAGCGUACAAUAUCCUUAAGUUUUGAUAACAGAACAGAAGAUUUGUUUUAUUUUUUCUUCUAAAAAAGCAAAUGAAGACCUCCCCUUCUUUAUACCCAAGUAUUGAAAUGGGAACAGUGUAAAGCAGGAUUUAUUAUCCCGCAAAUAUGUCCAUCUGAGUACACAUUUCCAUUUGGGCAGAGGGGGGAGAAGGGUUUUCACCCACCCCAGAUGUGCUCCAGUGCAGUCCUCCAAGAUCCUAACUGCAUGUCGCUGGAUGCAGAUGAUGUAAGCAUCUGCUGAAUGCUGAUUGGUUGACAAGUGGGCUGGAAAAGAGAAGGAAGCAACAGCAGAGUUCACCAGGAACAGGAGAUAAAAACUUCAAAGAUAAAAAAAAAUGCGUAAUGAAAAGCACAGAGAGUGGCUACAGUGGACAUGUUUCAUUGCUUUUACUACUCUGUUUCACUUCACCUCUUUCUAUGUUGUAACUUUGCUUUUCUCUGUGGCUGGUUGAUGGAAAAACAACAACAUGAGCGACCCACAGACCAGUUGCACCACAUAUUUGUAUACUGCCUCCAUCUGGCAACAGAGCUCUCUGCAGGCAGAUGGGCAGUCCCUGAACCAGAGUAGACAACAAAUGCUUCCUCUGCUAGCUUAUAAAUCCCACUUAGGUCUGAGGUGUAGAAGGGGUGUCUUCACACAGCUCAUGUAUCAAAUUAAAAUUAUGAAAUGUAAAUAGGAUAAUUACCCACUAAGAAUAUCAGGCAAACACCUACAAAUGAUAAAGGUGAUUUAAUCAACACACAUAUUUAACCCUAAUAAAUGAUGAAAUGCUAUGCACAACAAACAGUGCGCCCUGUUUUUGUCAAGACUGAG
Molecule: messenger RNA, 3004 nt
Organism: Haplochromis burtoni (Burton's mouthbrooder)
Lineage: Eukaryota; Metazoa; Chordata; Actinopteri; Cichliformes; Cichlidae
Product: SRSF protein kinase 3
Exons: 15
Coding region: 199-1944 (581 amino acids)
Biological process (GO): regulation of mRNA processing; protein phosphorylation; spliceosomal complex assembly
Molecular function (GO): ATP binding; protein kinase activity
Source: RefSeq, a predicted model, not a curated record